Molecule: messenger RNA, 879 nt
Organism: Paramecium sonneborni
Lineage: Eukaryota; Ciliophora; Oligohymenophorea; Peniculida; Parameciidae
Source: the annotation of a GenBank genome assembly
AUGAAUAAAUACGAAAUUUUGGAGUAGUUAGAGAAGGUGCUUAUGGAGUGUUUCUUAAAUAUAAAAAUAAGAAGACGAAUGAAAUAGGUAUGAUAAUGAUGUUUAUUGGUAUAGCGGCAAUAAAGAAGUUUAAGGAAACUGAAGAGAAUGAGAUUGUAAAAAAGAGUAUAUAAAGAAAAGUGAAAAUACUUGGAUUGUUAAGACAUACUAACAUAGUAGAAUUGAAGGAAGCGGUAGUAUAAUGUGGGAAGUUCAUGAGAAAAGGGAGGAUCUACUUAGUAUUUGAGUAUGUAGAAAGCAAUUUACUUGAAGUUCUAGGGACAUCUUCUUCUGGACUAGAAGUAUUAAGUAUUAAGUAUGAUAAUCCUAAUAGCCAUUACACAUUAAAAGAAUAAUUUUCAGUUGAUAAAAGCAAUAUAUUGUAGUCAUUAAAAAGAUAUUGUUCAUAGAGAUAUUAAACCAGAAAAUUUACUGAUAAGUAAUAACCAUUAAUUGAAGUCAUGCGAUUUUAGUUUUGCAAGAGUAUGUAAAUAAAUUUAUAUUAAAAUUAGUCAUCACCCUAAGAUCUUACUGAUUAUGUGGCUACAAGAUGGUAUAGAGCUCAAGAACUCUUGCUAAUUUAUUCAAAUUAUGAUUAAGGAGUUGAUAUGUGGUAUAAAUAUAGAAUUAAGGAUUUAAAUGUACAAAUAUAAGCCAUAAAAAUAAUUUAGGGCAAUAGGAUGUUUAUUAUGUGAAUUGAUUGAUGGAAAUCCUUUGACUCCAGGUGAAAAUGAAAUGAAUUAGUUAUAUCUAAUUUAGCAAAUAUUGGAUCCAUUUGACAUAGGGUUAAUAGGAAAUAUUUUCAAAGAAUCCUUGAUUUUUGGGAAUGAAAUUUCCUGA